Penicillium psychrosexuale is the source of this 252-nucleotide messenger RNA. RefSeq lists its product as uncharacterized. The record is from RefSeq and is a predicted model, not a curated record. NCBI's taxonomy places the organism in Eukaryota, Fungi, Ascomycota, Eurotiomycetes, Eurotiales, Aspergillaceae. The coding region runs from base 1 to 252 and encodes 83 amino acids. The transcript is spliced from 2 exons.
AUGAUUACAGAGACAGCCCUGCUACCUGAUACUUCCGCUUUGCAGCGCAAUCAGGACCUUAUGAGGGAAUUUGAGAAGGCACUCGAGAUAAAUCCAGCACUCAAUCAAAAAACCGUCAAGGAGCUCCAGGACGCCCUUAGCAAUGAUCCAGAGGUGGACUUGCUUUCGAUUUUCCCCCUAAACUAUGCUCGUCGUCGGCGAUUCGUAAGCCAAACCAGCGAGAAAAUAGUAAAGCCUGAUAUAAUGGAAUAA